This is a messenger RNA of Solanum lycopersicum (tomato), 1192 nucleotides long. Its product is annotated as GATA transcription factor 16. The record is from RefSeq and is a predicted model, not a curated record. Gene Ontology annotation, biological process: regulation of DNA-templated transcription. Gene Ontology annotation, molecular function: sequence-specific DNA binding; zinc ion binding. NCBI's taxonomy places the organism in Eukaryota, Viridiplantae, Streptophyta, Magnoliopsida, Solanales, Solanaceae.
UAAACUGUUUAGUUGUCAUGAAGUCACGUGAAUGUCUAAGCCUCUCUCUCCUUAGACAAAAAAAAAAGCUCUUCUUUUAAGAUCAACUCCUUAAACCAAUAUCUCCCUCUUGAUCAAUCUAUCUCAUUCUUCUAUUGAUCACUUUUCCCAUGACUCCACCUGAUCACAUAACUCCUAAUUUCCCUUUUGGCCUCAAUAAUAGUAACAACAAUUCUCUUGUUACCCCUAAUUAUCACUUUUUCUUCAACUCAACUACCAAUCAAACCGCAAGUUUUCAUCAUCAACAUACUCAAUACUAUAUGCAACAUGAGCAACUUGAGGUGGAUAACGAUGGAGGAUCAUCAUAUGAUUUGGGGAAGAAAAACGAAGUAGGAAGUGGCCUCAAGUUGAGCUUGUGGAAGAGAGAAGACAAGUUAUUGUCUUCAGAGAUAAAAAAGUUGGAUCAAGAAAAAAAGAAAAACAGCACCAACAGUGCUUGCAUCAAAUUGAAGUUGGGAGAUCAAAAGCAAAAACCUAUACAAACUGAUUACUGCUCCAACAAUAUACCUAUUAGGGUUUGUACUGAUUGUAACACUACUAAGACCCCUCUUUGGAGAAGUGGUCCUAAAGGACCUAAGUCACUGUGUAACGCAUGUGGAAUCCGACAAAGGAAAGCAAGACGAGCAAUGGCAGCAGCAGCAGCUGAAGGGAAAACUGAUCAAAAGGUACAACAACACAAGCAAAAUAUAACAACAAAAGUUACAAGUAACAAUGACGUUAAACCCUUAAAGAAAAGGUGCAAAUUUGGUCCUUCUUCAUCUAGUACUAAUAAUGCACCAAAGAAACUUGGUUUUGAGGACUUCUUGAUAAACUUGAGCAACAAGUUGGCUUUCCAACAAAUUUUUCCACAAGAUGAGAUGGAAGCAGCAAUCCUUCUAAUGGCACUCUCAAGUGGCCUUGUUCAUGGUUAAUUAAUUAGUUGAGUGAGAGUUUGUGUUUGAGAUUAUAAUUGCUAGGUAGAUUAAUAAUACUUAUUAAUUAAAUGAGUGUUAGCAAGAAUGAGAGUAAGUUGAGUCACGAAAUUAUUUAUUAAUAAGAAAUAUUAGGAUUAAUAAAUUAGAUAGUAUGCUUUUGUGUUGUGAUGAUCGUUUGUAAGAACAUAAUUUAACGUUAUGAAUUGGCCAUCUUCACUCAUGUGUGAGUAUACUAAUAA